AUGCCUCUUUUCAGGCUGAAGACGCUUUUUCCCCUCGUCGCCAUCCUCUCUAUCGGCUUUUUCUUCUGGUGCGUCGACAGAUACGACCGCGCCGCCUUGUCGGGUCUCAAACGCCCCAUUGAACAUCUGCAGAACACUGCCAACUCGAUUACAAACAAAGUCCCCCAGGCUUCAGUUCCACAGCCUCCAAGCCAUGGCACCUUCGGCAACUGCGAGUUCAAUACCGCCUCCGCGCCACCCCUGCCGUUCAGCGAAUGGCUCACCCGCAAGAACUUCACCCGCGCCUUCAUCCGCCCGACUCGUGUUGGCGCUCAAACCCAAUUCCGCUCCCUAGAGGACAUCGACACCCCCGUCCUACCUCCUUUCCGCGCGCUGGAGCGCGGCCUGGUCCUCUCGCCAGAGAACGAAGACCAAACUAUCCCCUGCCCAACCGUUGCCAAUGUCAAAGUCGCCGCCGAUCAUGAUGUCGAGGAAACUUCGAAGCUGCUGUUUGGCCUUGCCACUACUGUCGACCGCCUGGAUCGUCUGCUGCCGUCUUUGCUGUACUCCUUCGCUGGCUCCAAGGCCAGUCUUCUCGUCCUGGUGCCGGAAUCGGACGACGACCUCUCAUCCCAAGAAGCAUAUUUCCGCUCCCGCGGACUGGACAUCACCCUCGAGUCUUCCCCACUGGAAUUCACCGCUCGUUAUUUCGGACUGGUCGAAGCAUUUUCCUAUCAUAUCAAAACGAAGCGACCUCACACCGAAUGGGUAGCCUUCAUUGACGAUGACACCUUCUUCCCCUCGCUCCCCACAGUUGCAGUUCAGCUGAAGCAAGCCGAUCCGUCGAAGAAACACUAUAUUGGCUCUCUGUCUGAAGCUAGCUGGCAGGUAGAUACUUGGGGCCAUAUGGCCUUUGGUGGCGCCGGUGUAUUCAUUUCGAAGCCGCUGUUGGACAUACUCAUGGAGAAUUACGACGAAUGUCAGUCUUGGGGCGAACAACCAGGUGACCAAAAGCUAGGUCAGUGUGUCGAACGCUUCAGCAAUACUCCUCUCACGCUUUGGCCCUCGCUACAUCAAAUGGACUUGACUGGAGCACCUGAUGGUAUUUUCGAGUCCGGUCUACCCAUCGACUCCCUUCACCAUUGGAGCAGCUGGUAUACAAAGGAUGUCGUCAAGAUGGCCGCCGUGUCUGCUGCUGCCGGGAAAAGGUCGCUUCUACGCCGCUGGGUUUUCGACCAACAGGAGUUUAUCGAUGAGGUUACUGGUGAAUCCUACCGGACCUUUUGGGUGCUUACGAACGGCUACUCGAUUGUCAGGUACACGCUCCUGCCGGGCACCAACAAUGAUGCUAUCAACUUUGAUCAUACCGAGAAGACUUGGGAAGAAGAUAUGAAUGGGUUCACACAGCGCUUUGGUCCCAUGCGGUCAAGGGACCAGGAAGGUGUGGUCAAGGAACGUUAUUUGUUGAAAGAUGCUACCAUCAUUGGAAAUAAUGUUCACCAGAUUUAUACGAGAGAAGAGGAGACGAGUCACAGCAUGAUUGAAGUGGUCUGGCUCGGUUCUGAGAUCAACGGCGGCGCUGGUACUGGGGACUCACGAAACAAUCACUAA
Talaromyces atroroseus is the source of this 1590-nucleotide messenger RNA. RefSeq lists its product as hypothetical. NCBI's taxonomy places the organism in Eukaryota, Fungi, Ascomycota, Eurotiomycetes, Eurotiales, Trichocomaceae. Bases 1 to 1590 code for a protein of 529 amino acids. The record is from RefSeq and is a predicted model, not a curated record. The transcript has a single exon. Gene Ontology annotation, molecular function: acetylglucosaminyltransferase activity.